Trichomonas vaginalis G3 is the source of this 1365-nucleotide messenger RNA. Its product is annotated as armadillo (ARM) repeat-containing protein family. The record is from RefSeq and is a predicted model, not a curated record. NCBI's taxonomy places the organism in Eukaryota, Parabasalia, Trichomonadida, Trichomonadidae. The transcript has a single exon. Bases 1 to 1365 code for a protein of 454 amino acids.
AUGGAUGAUGAGUAUAAAUCCAAUCCAGCAGAGGCGACAGAAAAUUUCAAACUUAUUCAGAAGAUCAAAAAGAUGCAAAAUUUAGAGUUGAAUCAAGUUAAAUACAUAAAUUCUGAAAAAAAUUGCGACAUUGGUACCGAACAAGAUAUAAUUUCUCUUAUCCAAAGCGAAGAGCUGACUAUCGAUAAUCUAUCUCAACUACUUCCAAAAGAAAUGCCUGUAUUUAGUGAAGAAUUUAUUGACAUUUUAUUCGAAUUCAUCGACAACUCUCCAGCAAAUAGAUUCGAUUUUAUUGAUGCGUUUAGUUGUAACAGAACAAAUGCAAUUAAUCUCUUUAAACGAGGUAUAUUAGAAAUUCUUAUUUCAUUCUUACCAAUUACAUAUGAAUUGCUCGCUAAGAUCAUUGAAAUUUGCUCAAAUUACAAUUGUCAAAGCUGGUUUGUUGAAAUAGGAGGUUUAUUCGCAUUAACAUUUUUUUCCAAAACAAGAGACUAUGAUGACCCAAUUUCAAGGAUACUACUAUCAAUUUCAACAUACAACUUUUAUACGCAAGAUGUUUUGAGUACUCCAGAGUCAACAUUACAUCCAAUAGAAAUUGUUGACCUUCCUGAAGAUCCAAUUUACUUAAAUGAGCUCUUCUUUAAUUUGCAUAGUUCAGAUGAUCCUCAAAUACUUUCCAGACUAUAUUUAUCUUUAUCAAAUUUGUUUGAAAGAUCUGAUCCAGCUUGUAUAGCUUUUGGUAGUCUUGUAUUAGAUGAAUUUGAUUCAAUGAUAAAUAAUAUUGAAGUGAGAGCAUCAUUCAUUCUUUGUAUUUCAAAAUGUAUUCCUAUCACUCCAAUUGAGAAUCCUUUUGUUCUUUUAGACAAUUUAGAUGAAUAUCUCCUUUGUGAAGAUGAUGAUAACUUUGUUCUGGCUUCAUUAGAAGUUCUUGAUUCCUUGAUUUCAAGAUAUGGAAUUGAAAUCUUCGAAGAAUCGCCUGCAAUCGAUGCCGUUCUAUCUCUUUGCAAUGACUCAAGGUUCGACAUUAAACUUCACGCUGCUCACAGCCUCUCCAACGUUAUAGAAUGUGCAAUUCACUCACAUUGCGAAAUUUUGAUACGAAUGGGCGUAAUUGAGUUCCUUCUUGAGUUCGUUGAUACAAUAGGUGGCGCUUCCAUGAAGGAAUUGAUGAGAUCUCUCGGUGAAUUCAUUGGUUACGCGUUAAUUUCUGAUUUACCUGAUGAUUUGAACGAAAAAGUCACUUCUUACAUCGAAGAAGUCGAAAGAAUGAUGUACGACCAUGAUACAGAAGAAGUAAGAGAUGAAGCUGAAAAAUGUUGGAAUCUUUUUGAGCCUUUCUUGGAUGAAUGUUCAAAACCUUUAUAA